Molecule: messenger RNA, 915 nt
Organism: Talpa occidentalis (Iberian mole)
Lineage: Eukaryota; Metazoa; Chordata; Mammalia; Eulipotyphla; Talpidae
Product: olfactory receptor 14J1-like
Exons: 1
Coding region: 4-915 (303 amino acids)
Biological process (GO): G protein-coupled receptor signaling pathway
Cellular component (GO): membrane
Molecular function (GO): G protein-coupled receptor activity; olfactory receptor activity; odorant binding
Source: RefSeq, a predicted model, not a curated record
ACUAUGAGUGGAUUUCUUCUGAUGGGAUUUUCAGCCAAGCCUGAGUUAGAACUCUUCCUUGCUUCUCUGUUCUUAGUCUUGUAUAUGGUGGCGGUAACAGGCAAUAUCCUCAUUAUCACCACAACUUCCAUGGACAAUAGUCUGCAGUCACCUAUGUAUUUUUUCCUGAAACAUCUCUCCUUUCUGGAUCUGUGCUACAUUUCCGUGACUGUGCCAAGGUCCAUUUAUACAUCUUUCAUACACAGUGGCUACAUUUCCCUCGGGGAAUGCAUAAUGCAGUGUUUUGCUUUUACUCUCUGUGCUGAGGCUGAGCUGUCCAUGCUUACAGUGAUGUCCUAUGAUCGCUAUGUGGCCAUCUGCCUUCCACUGCGCUAUGAAAUCAUCAUGGAUGUCCGAACCUGUGUUCUAGGAGUCUUGAGUGUCUGGAUCAGUGGCAUCAUUUCUGGAACCAUGCACACAGCUGCCAUUUUCUCCAUGCACUUCUGUGGUUCCCAUAUUAUUCACCAGUUCUUCUGUGACAUCCCCCAGCUCCUAAAACUCUCUUGUUCUAAUGAGUUUAUCAGCGAUAUUGGAGUCAGUGCCUUCCUGUCUUUUGUCGCAUUUCUUUGUGUCGCCUUUAUUGGCCAUUCCUACAUCAAGAUAUUCUCUACUGUGCUGAGGAUGCCAUCUGCUGAGGGCAGAGCUAAGGCCUUUUCCACUUGCCUUCCCCACCUCGCUGUGGUCAUUUUAUUCAUUUCAACUGGCGUCUUUGAGUUUCUCAAGCCACCUUCUGACUCUGGACAUUUUGCACUGGACAUUUUGCUCACUAUUAUGUACACAGUUGUGCCCCCAACAUUCAACCCAAUGAUUUACAGCCUGCGAAAUCAAGCUAUGAAGGCAGCUCUAAGAAAGGUUUUCCAAAAAGGACAAGCCUGA